UAGAUUUUCUGGAAAAACGGAUCCGCAUAACUUGAUAAGAUAACUAGACACUAUGUCAACAAGCAACAAAAUACGGGGCUAUGCUGUUGUUAUUGUAAAUGAAAAAGAGGUUGAUAACUCCGGCUUUAAAGAACGGAAAGGUGCAUCCAAUGAUUCGGAUUUCAUUCAAGCAUCUUUCUGUAACAAACUUGGUUUUAAAUGGUUGAAUCAAAGUCAAAGUAGGGAUCUGAAAAAGUCACAGUGGAUUCAUUCCGGAGAUCCACCGAAAGAAUGCGAUUGUUUGACCUGCAAGAUUCAGAAAACAGACCAUUCAAAGUCCGAGUGUUUCCUACUAGUCAUUAGUACACACGGAAGAGAGGAAGAAGGACAACAGAUAAUCAGAUUUAGUGAUGUCAAGAAGAUUUAUCUAGCAGACGUGAUUGAUACGUUAAGUGAUGACAAAUGUCCGUCUCUUGUAGGAAUACCUAGAAUUGUGGUAUUACAAACUUGCAGGACGAACAAUAAAUUACCGGAAGAGCUAAGAGAUGAUCAAGGGUUUGAAGUUACAGUUGGGAUAGGACAACUCAACAUCAAGGAUGGCAAUGACAAUGAUAGCGAACUUGCUGUUCCAGAAAAGGGCCAAGGCGAUAACCAGGAUAUGAAUGACCCCUCUUCUGGGAAUGACCUCUCUUCUGGGAAUGACCUCUCUUCUGAAGACGAGUCUGAUGUUGAUCCCGAGGAUGACAUAUUUUAUUCAGCAUGCGCCAUUCCUAAUAAUUUUCUGAUAGUGUACCCAACAACAGCUGGGAAGAGGUCUAAACGAAAUACCAGAAAAGGUUCUUGGCUGAUAGAGGAGUUAAAUGAUGUUAUUUGUAAGCAUGACUUCAAAACUGAACCAACUAUGAACUUCCUAAAAGUUCUUACCAAAACUGCUGGUCAAGUAGCCAAGCGAACAACAAAAAAGGAUAAGUUUAUGAAUUCCCCUUGCAUUGUACACAAGCUGCUAUGUCCACUAUUGUUUACUGCACCAGAAAGCAAUGAAAUGGCAGGGCCCUCUACAUCUGAUAAACCGGCUCUUUAACACAAAAAAUAUCUUGUUUUAUCCGAAAUUAGGGUUCUAGUAAUUAACACGAUUCUUAUACUGAAUAAUGUUUUAUGCAUAUCCAACUCAAUAUUUAUAAUCAAUGUUUUUAUAUAUGUUUUUACAGUAUGUAUUUUCAUACUUAUUGUUUAUAUUUGUAACGUCUCUAAAAGUUUUUUUUGUAGAAAAUACAUAGUCAAAGAAUAAUUUUAAUCUCCAUUU
This is a messenger RNA of Ruditapes philippinarum (Manila clam), 1282 nucleotides long. Its product is annotated as caspase-6-like. The coding region runs from base 53 to 1060 and encodes 335 amino acids. The transcript has 4 exons. The record is from RefSeq and is a predicted model, not a curated record. Gene Ontology annotation, biological process: proteolysis. Gene Ontology annotation, molecular function: cysteine-type endopeptidase activity. Lineage: Eukaryota; Metazoa; Mollusca; Bivalvia; Venerida; Veneridae.